Rosa rugosa (rugosa rose) is the source of this 646-nucleotide messenger RNA. RefSeq lists its product as uncharacterized. NCBI's taxonomy places the organism in Eukaryota, Viridiplantae, Streptophyta, Magnoliopsida, Rosales, Rosaceae. The transcript is spliced from 2 exons. The coding region runs from base 86 to 496 and encodes 136 amino acids. The record is from RefSeq and is a predicted model, not a curated record.
AUUUCCAAAUUCUAACCCAAUUUCGACCUUGCCAGUAUAUAACAAGUCCGAGUCUUCGAACCGUUGAUAUUUUUGCCGGGGAAAUAUGUCGUUAUCUAGUUGGAAACUGGUUGGCGGUGCACUUCCUCCGUCGGUCGGAGAAAACCGGCUACCCACAAAGCCGUCGGCGCUGACAACCACAAAAAGAGCUCUUCCUCUUCAGGUGAGAAGUGAGGGAAAACACAACUCAGGCCCUCCAAAAGUACUUGGCGUUUCACGAAGAGAUGUUAUGCUGUCUUUACCCGCUGCGACACUAGCAGCAGCUACUUUUUUCUCAGUCGAACCUGCUGAGGCACGAAUUGUCAAGCCCGAGAUUAGGAGGAAAAUUCAGGAAAAGCUUGAGAUGCUGAGGGAAAAGGCCGGCUUAUCAAAGCCAAAAACCAAUGAAGGGAAACAGCCAGCACCAUCUUUGCCACCAGUGCCUCUUCCAACUCCUGUGGAAGCCAUUCUCCCUUGAGCAAUGAGAUGGUAAUUAUCUAUGACAUGCAUGAUUUUAAAAUUUUUUCUUGCUUUCUGUGUUGAACACUUGAACUCAAUGUUCACUUUCGAUUUGGGGCCAUAAGCACAAUCUUAUAUAGCAGAAAAACCAAGUUUAUUGUUACAAAAA